Loxodonta africana (African savanna elephant) is the source of this 3018-nucleotide messenger RNA. It is a transcript of the gene RFXANK, whose product is annotated as regulatory factor X associated ankyrin containing protein. The transcript is spliced from 9 exons. Gene Ontology annotation, molecular function: protein binding. Bases 274 to 1056 code for a protein of 260 amino acids. NCBI's taxonomy places the organism in Eukaryota, Metazoa, Chordata, Mammalia, Proboscidea, Elephantidae. Gene Ontology annotation, cellular component: nucleus. Gene Ontology annotation, biological process: regulation of transcription by RNA polymerase II. The record is from RefSeq and is a predicted model, not a curated record.
CUAGGGCCAGUCAUACCUUCGUCGAUCCCUCAUUCAUUCUGGUUGUUGUUGUUAGGUGCAGUCCAGUGGGUUGCGACUCAUAGCGAUCCCUUGUACAACAGAAGGAAACACUGGUCCCGCGCCAUCCUCACAAUCGUUGUUAUGCUUGAGUGUAUUGUUGCAGCCACUGUGUCAGUCCUUCUGUCCAGGGUCUUCCUUUUUUCCAUGACCCUCUACCAAGCAUGAUGUCCUUCCCCAGAGACUGGUUCCUCAUAACAUGCCCGAACUUCCUGCAUGGAGCCCACCCAUCCCUUGGACAACCUCAGCCUGGCCCAGCAGCCCCUGGCCCCAGAGCCCAGGGACCUGGAAGACCCCAGGGAUGAGACCCCUGACAGCUCAGACACCGUCGUCCUCAGCCUCUUCCCCUGCACCCCAGAGCUUGGGAACCCUGAAGUGGAUGCUGGAGUCCCCUCACCACAGGCAGGCAGCUCCCUGAAGCACUCCACGACCCUCACCAACCGGCAGCGUGGUAACGAGGUCUCAGCCCUGCCGGCAACCCUGGACUCACUGUCCAUCCACCAGCUCGCAGCCCAGGGGGAACUAAGCCAGCUGAAAGAACACCUGAGAAAGGGGGACAACCUAGUCAACAAGCCGGAUGAACAUGGCUUUACCCCCCUCAUCUGGGCUUCAGCCUUUGGCGAGAUUGAGACCGUGCGCUUCCUGCUCGAGUGGGGGGCUGACCCACACAUCCUGGCCAAAGAGCGAGAGAGUGCCCUGUCGCUGGCCAGCAUGGGUGGCUACACGGACAUUGUGGGGCUGCUGCUGGAGCGGGAUGUGGACAUCAACAUCUACGACUGGAACGGAGGAACCCCCCUGCUGUACGCCGUGAGAGGGAACCACGUGAAGUGCGUGGAGGCCUUGUUGGCCCGAGGAGCCGACCUCACCACGGAGGCUGACUCUGGCUACACCCCGAUGGACCUCGCUGUGGCUCUGGGGUACCGUAAAGUGCAACAGGUGAUCGAGAACCACAUUCUCAAGCUCUUCCAGAGCAACCUCGUGCCUGCUGACCCUGAGUGAAGGCCGCCAUCAGGGACUCAGACACUCAGGGAACAAAACGGUCAACCCAGAGCCAGGGCAACCCAGAACUAGCUUCAGAGGCAGCUCUCACUUCCCGGUCACGGGGAGACGCUCAGGACAGUGGCGGGAGAGGGCCAUCCCAAGAGAAACCAAUAAACCUUCUGUGCAGAACUACAAGGACUUGGCUGUGUUUCCCUGAGGGCUUCUUGGAGGAGGCAGUCUCACACCUUCUCCCCCAGCACCCGGAGAUGGUAGAUGACCACACGGCCAAAAAAGUCAGCCAUGUCCUCAAAGGUCACCUUCAGGCGGUCCACCUCAGCAGCUGGUAUGGGGAAGGUGUGAGCCCUGGGCAGUCAAGGAAAACAUGCAGCUCCCAGUUGCCCACCUACAGGCCCCCACCCCUCCCGCAUGUAAGGUCGAGCCCCAGCUAAGACACCACCACCAUGCUGGGUGACUUGGUCCCUCAGCCUCACACAGAACAGGCUACCAUGGGUUCCAUUUUAGAGAUGAAGCAGUGGGGACCUAGGCCUUGUGCCAGAUUCUCUUCCAGGUCUCAGUGAGCCCUGGGCUUUCAGAGGCCCAGACCACCCCACACUACACCACUUCACAGGAUAUUUGAAGCGAGUUGUUGUCCUCAGGGUAGAAGUCCACAAUCCUGAAAAGCGCCUGGCUCCCCUGUGAGCCUGCAGCAAAGAGGCAGAUGUUUAGGGCGGGGCCUCACCCUCCUGCCCUCACCAACUGGGGACUCCCAGUACCUUCCAGGCGGCACCGGCGACUUGAGAAGCCCCCCUGGAACUGGAUCUGUAGCUGGGAGAUGCGAACGCCUUGGGGGAACUCGAGCAUCACCCACUGGCAGGGACCCUAAAAGCAGACGAGGAAACAGGUUCGCGGUCACUCCACGCUCGGAACCUGCUAUGCCUGUCUCUCACUCACGCAGUCCACCCACGGGACAAGCGUCCAGCACACGGUCCGCCCACACGGUCCGCUGGAGCACCGUAAGUUCUCCGGGCACCUUGGGCCCUGGAUCUGAUUCAUUCUGGAGUUGGGGGUCCAGGGAACCGCCUCACCUGGUCCGAGUUCCAACAGGUCUCCUCGUUCUGGUCGAACAGGUGCUUUUUCCCAAACUGCCUGGUAUCACGAUUCAGUACGGAGCUCACUCUGGAUGCACCAGGGUCAAGGCGAGGAAGGGAGGGGUUGACCCUGGCCCCGGACCCCGCCCAUCCUCCAGCUCCGCCCACGUGGGGACUCUACCCCCUCCACCGGCUGAGGGCCCCACCCCAGGCUCUCACCUGCUCACAGUCUCCGGACAAACCAAAGAGUGGGUCAUCUUGGCUCCACAAGGUUGUGCAGGGCUCAGACCUCCAAGUACUCGCCUAUGGCCCGCAACCAGCCCGCCAUUCCCGCUCCACUUUGGUCGUAAAUGUCGCCUUUCUCACCCCUUUACCGGAAAAACUGGGGGGCUUGGGUAAACUGCCAGUGGCCGGGGACCGGGCCUUUCACAGCGGGUGCAAAGACAGGAAAUCGGCUUCCCGCAGGCUUCGAGGGCGGUCACCCCUCCCCCCAAGCCUCAGUUUCCCUGCGCGCAGCGCCAGGACCCAAAACCUGGGACCCGGAACCGCGUGGCAGCAGCACAGGCGCAGUUAGACGCACGGCCCCGCCCAGCCGUCGCUCCCGGGGGCAGGGCCUGACAUGAUCCCGCCCCUCCAUGCCGCCUCUUAAGGGGUCCGAGCGGAGUGAUUGGGUUUCCCUGGAGCUGAAAAAAGACCGACACCGAAAGCGAUGGAGCGGACCACUACGUGCUGGGCGAUGUUUCUUGGUACCCAGUACAAACCACUGGUUUUGGCUUCCGAGAGACUUCCUAUUUAGGGAAGUCCACCGGAAUCCAUUUCCAAAAGCUAAUACAGCCUGUAACCUUCUACACUGCUGCCUCCCAGAGGCCAAAGGAAGAGCUGAGAAAAGAGG